Molecule: messenger RNA, 3042 nt
Organism: Suncus etruscus (white-toothed pygmy shrew)
Lineage: Eukaryota; Metazoa; Chordata; Mammalia; Eulipotyphla; Soricidae
Gene: MAP3K11
Product: mitogen-activated protein kinase kinase kinase 11
Exons: 10
Coding region: 46-2601 (851 amino acids)
Biological process (GO): microtubule-based process; positive regulation of apoptotic process; protein phosphorylation
Cellular component (GO): centrosome
Molecular function (GO): protein binding; ATP binding; JUN kinase kinase kinase activity
Source: RefSeq, a predicted model, not a curated record
GGCACCCCAGGAAGGCCCCCCACGCCCCAAGCCCGGAUCCCAGCCAUGGAGCCCUUAAAGAACCUCUUCCUCAAGAGCCCGCUGGGGUCCUGGAACACUGGGGGCGGCGGGGGCGGCCCCGGCUGGCCCGAGGGGUCCCCGAAGGUGGCGACGGCGGCCUAUGCCAACCCCGUGUGGACAGCCCUGUUCGACUACGAGCCCAAUGGGCAGGACGAGCUGGCCCUGCGGAAGGGGGACCGUGUGGAGGUGCUGUCCCGGGAUGCGGCGAUCUCGGGCGACGAGGGCUGGUGGGCGGGCCAGGUGGGUGGCCAAGUGGGCAUCUUCCCGUCCAACUAUGUGUCCCGGGGCGGCCCGCCCCCCUGCGAGGUGGCCAGCUUCCAGGAGCUGCGGCUCGAGGAGGUGAUCGGCAUCGGGGGCUUCGGCAAAGUCUACCGGGGCAGCUGGCGGGGCGAGCUGGUGGCCGUGAAGGCGGCUCGCCAAGACCCCGACGAGGACAUCAGCGUGACAGCCGAAAGUGUGCGGCAGGAGGCCCGGCUCUUCGCCAUGCUGGCGCACCCCAACAUCAUCGCCCUCAAGGCUGUGUGCCUGGAGGAGCCCAACCUGUGCCUGGUGAUGGAGUACGCGGCCGGGGGCCCCCUCAGCCGGGCCCUGGCUGGACGCCGUGUGCCCCCCCACGUGCUGGUCAACUGGGCUGUGCAGAUUGCCCGUGGGAUGCAUUACUUGCACUGUGAGGCCCUGGUGCCCGUCAUCCACCGAGACCUCAAGUCCAACAACAUUCUGCUGCUUCAGCCCAUUGAAGGAGACGACAUGGAGCACAAGACCCUGAAGAUCACCGACUUCGGCCUGGCCCGUGAGUGGCACAAGACCACACAGAUGAGUGCCGCAGGCACCUAUGCCUGGAUGGCUCCUGAGGUGAUCAAGGCCUCCACCUUCUCCAAGGGCAGCGAUGUCUGGAGCUUUGGGGUGCUGCUGUGGGAGCUGCUGACUGGAGAGGUCCCCUAUCGGGGCAUCGACUGCCUUGCUGUGGCCUACGGCGUCGCCGUGAACAAACUCACGCUGCCCAUCCCUUCCACCUGCCCGGAGCCCUUCGCACAACUCAUGGCCGACUGCUGGGCCCAGGACCCCCAUCGCAGACCCGACUUCGCCUCCAUCCUGCAGCAGCUGGAGGCCAUCGAGGCCCAGGUCCAGCGGGAAAUGCCCAGGGAUUCCUUCCACUCCAUGCAGGAGGGCUGGAAGAGAGAGAUCCAAAGCCUCUUCGACGAGCUGCGGGCCAAGGAAAAGGAAUUGCUGAGCCGGGAGGAGGAGCUGACCCGGGCGGCGCGGGAGCAGCGUUCCCAGGCGGAGCAGCUGCGGCGCCGCGAGCACCUGCUGGCGCAAUGGGAGCUGGAGGUGUUCGAGCGCGAACUGACGCUCCUGCUGCAGCAGGUGGACCGCGAGCGGCCGCAUGUGCGCAGGCGCCGCGGCACCUUCAAACGCAGCAAACUGCGCGCGCGGGACGGCGGCGAGCGCAUCAGCAUGCCACUGGACUUCAAACACCGCAUCACUGUGCAGGCCUCACCCGGCCUAGAUCGGAGGAGAAACGUCUUCGAGGUUGGGGCAGGAGACUCGCCUACUUUCCCCAGGUUCAGAGCCAUCCAGUUGGAGCCUGCAGAACCCGGCCAGACCUGGGGCCGCCAAUCUCCCCGGCGUUUGGAGGACUCAAGCAAUGGGGAACGUCGAGCCUGCUGGGCCUGGGGUCCCAGUUCCCCCAAGCCUGGUGAAGCCCAGAAUGGGAGGAGACGGUCCCGCAUGGAGGAGGCCACGUGGUACCUGGAUGAUGACUCGUCUCCUCUGGGAUCUCCUUCCACACCCCCGACUCUCAACGGUAACCCCCCUCGACCAAGCCCAGAACCAGAGGAGCCCCGGCGCUCAGGCUCCAGCGAGCGGGGCAGCGGGUCUGGGACCCCGAGACUGUUCCAGCGGGCGCUGCUGCGGGGAACCGCCCUGCUGGCCUCUCUGGGCCUGGGCCGAGACCUGCAGUCACCCGGGGUGCGCGGGGAGCCCGUGGCCACACCACCCACACCUCCAACCCCCGCUUCCCCAGCCGAGCCACCUCCUUCCCCACUCAUCCGCUUCUCACCAAAGAGGCCUGAAGCCCCCACCUCACCUUUGGGCCCAGAUGCCCCCCGCCCACGCACCCCAGUCCCGCUGCUCCUGGAGCUGGGUGUCUCCACCGGCCAGCCAUCCGCCAAGAGCCCACGACGCGAGGACGAGAGGCGGGGAAGUGCUGUCUGCCCACCUCCCGGGAUAUCCCGCUCAGCUCCAGGCACCCCGGGCACUCCACGUUCUCCACCCCUGGGCCUCAUCAGCCGGCCACGACCCUCACCCCUGCGCAGCCGCAUCGACCCUUGGAGCUUCGUGUCUGCUGGGCCCCGGCCUUCACCCCUGCCCUCUCCACAGCCAGCCCCACGCCGGGCACCCUGGACCUUGUUCCCAGACUCGGACCCCUUCUGGGACUCCCCGUCUACCAACCCCUUUCGAGGGGGCCCUCAGGACUGCAGGGUGCAGACCACCAAAGACACGGGUGCCCAGGCCCCAUGGACACCGGAGGCAGGGCCCUGAGCCGCCACGUACACUGGAACCCCAGCAGGCCAGCACCCUGCUGCCUUGGUGUCCCCAGGAGCAGGAACACUACACUGCACAGGAAGCCUUCACACUGGAGGGGGGCUGAACCCCCCCAACUCACCUGCAACCUGUGGGUCCCUCCUGACCUCCCUGCCCCACUGCGGGGCCCACACUGUGCCCAGCUGGUUGGGAGGACCAGAGCCAGUCUCAGGGAACAGUCCCCGCGGGGACAGGGGAUGCCUCAGCUGUCACCAGCACUUGGGACCAAGUCCUGUCCUGUGACUCCUGCCCCCAGCUUUGCGCCUGGGUCCCCUCAGCCCCUUGCCGAGGUGCUCUGGGGUCCCGGCGCUCUGGUGGCCUUCCUGUUACCCCGGCCAGGCUUGAGCCUCGCCCUCAGGAUCCAAUGAAGCCAAAUAAACUCAGAAGCUCACUCCCCAA